AUGGCAUCGAUUGUCUAUCACCCUCAAGGUUGUUCCUCUGGAAAUGGCCUUGUGACGCUCGUUUCGCCUGGGUCAGCGGGGACCGGUGUAUGCUUUUUCAACGACGGCGCAUUUCCAAAUUCCAAUCCUUCUGGAGGAUACGAGAUUCAAGGGAUGCCGGCUACAGUGUCGGUUACUAUAUCCCAAGGUCCACCCGAUGGUACAACUUGUGGUGAAGAGCUCAUUGCUCUAGAACACCAAAAUGGAUGUUAUGAUUUGCCAAAUCUUUCAAAUCGAAUUUGGUGGGGAUUUUGCAACACGGGAAAAGAUUGUCCUGGAGUAACUAAGAGGCGCUCCUACCCGCCCUCAAUCAUGCCCAAGACAGUGUUCGCUGCCAAUGAAGGCUUUAAAAGAACUGUUGAUAUUGAGAAGAAAGAUACCAGAAGCCUAGGCAUAGUCUAUACCGACGAGAAGGGCGAUUAUCUCCUCAGUUCUACCGGCCGACGAGUCCCUGUUAUGUAUCACAACGAGACAUCCUUGGAAUUGCAUAAAACCCCAAUCCAGAAGCGGCAAAGUCAAACAUUCAGCCCGCCCGACAGCUGCGUUCUGGAUUCUAACACUUGUCAAUCUCUGGCUGAUUCUGGUCAGCUGAGGGCCCUUUGCGUCAAUUGCGAGCAGGGCUUAGGAAAUGGGGUUAAAGCGUCAGGAUCAUCAAUGAUUGACUGCCGGAAUUCUGGUGGGCCAUGCCCAGUCACAUUCACCGAUUCGGUGACUGUAACCGACACCAUAUCCGAAAGCAUCACUUUUGGAGCCACCAUCGGUGACACAGGCAAGGAUGGUGCCAGUGGAAAUGCAAAUUUUGGCUUUGGAUUCAGCGUUUCUAUCGCUACUACGCAUGGUACAUCCGAAGGUCUUCUGAUCCCCCAGGGCAAAAUUGGCUUUGUCCAAUUUCAGCCCCAGGCUCAGUUGGGUACUGUUGUUACAACAAGCUCCCAAGGAAACGUUUGUGACAGCGCCGGGCUCAACAAGGUCUGCGGAGCUCAGCCUGGUAUACUCGUCAGCAGUUCCAACGAUGCUGAUGGCCAAUACAGCGUGGUUCUGAGCAGCUAA
Molecule: messenger RNA, 1089 nt
Organism: Trichoderma asperellum CBS 433.97
Lineage: Eukaryota; Fungi; Ascomycota; Sordariomycetes; Hypocreales; Hypocreaceae
Source: RefSeq, a predicted model, not a curated record